CACAUUUUCGACCAGCCCUAUUGCUUGGUCUCGCACACUCAAUACUCUCUAACUAUUGAACAGCUGGUCCGUAAGGGGUUUUGUCAUUCUUCCCCCUUCAACUGCAUACUACAACCCUCCAAAAUUUACACUGCGCCGGAUUUAGUUAUAUCCGUAUUUUAAUCAAUUUUCAUGAAAACGGAAAUGAUUGGUUAACAUUGAAAUAAUAUCACUUGCCGGAAAAAGUAAGUAUUUCUAGUGAACAUGCCGAAGUUGUAUCUAUUGAUUCCUCUAUAUUUACUUGCCGAAUUUGCAAAGUGUAAUACAGAUACAACAUUUAUGCCAACUAAAUGCGAGAUAUGUGCUUUGACAAGUAUGGAGUUCGAAGCAAAAUCCGUGAAAGUCCACAAGAGACUUUCAUCGGAAUUUGCUGACAUCACUGAAAAUAUCUGUAACGGUUUCAAUGAGUUUAAAAUACAUAAGGAAAAAACUGGUCUGGAAAGGUUUUCAAGAGCUCAGUCAAAAACUAUUGAAACAUUAAAACAAAUGCGGGAGAAGGGAGUGAAGGUUGAACUCGGCAUGCCAUUCGAAAUGUGGGAUCAACCAUCUGCGGAAAUUUUUGCACUUCGACAAGGAUGCGAGUCCCUUCUUGAAGACUAUGAAGAUCUCAUUGAAGAAUGGUUUAUUAACAAAGCAAGUCUAGAAGAUCUCUUCAAACAACUAUGUGCUCGUAAUGCUCUGAAAAACCAGGAAACUAGUUGCUUCGAUCACCUGGACCACAAACAAGAAUUAUGAUUAUGAUUGUUUGUAUUGUGAUCUUUAUUUAAAAUAUGGUAAUAAAUAUUAUGAAUUC
This is a messenger RNA of Caenorhabditis elegans, 832 nucleotides long. It is a transcript of the gene C11H1.7, whose product is annotated as DUF3456 domain-containing protein. NCBI's taxonomy places the organism in Eukaryota, Metazoa, Nematoda, Chromadorea, Rhabditida, Rhabditidae. The record is from RefSeq and is marked reviewed.